CUCCCCACCCAGCGCCUUUUGUCUCGUAGCGUCUGGGUGGCGGCGGCGCAGGACAGCGGACCCCUCGCUUUCCGCUUCCGGCGUGCGCCGGGCGCUCUCUGGUGGCGGUUUGGCGUUUUCCCGCCUUUUCCUCCCCCUCCUCCUCCCCUUCACCGACCAGGCAGGGAAAGGGAGCUGCGUGCUUUAGUUGAGGAUGGAGAAAGAGGCGGCGGCGUCUGGCGCCGGCCUACCUGGCGACGAGGGCGAAGAAGGCGAGAGGAGCGCGGAGGAGCCCGUGGUGUCGCUAGCCGAGGUGCUGGCCGAGAGCGAGGAGCUCGAGAAGGAGGCGCGCGCCGUGCUGGGCGGGAGCGACCACGAGCGCUGCAGCUACUCUCAGGGAGCUGUAAAGAGGCAAGCCUUGUAUGCCUGCAGUACGUGCACGCCGCCAGGAGAAGAACCAGCAGGGAUCUGUCUAGCAUGCAGUUAUGAAUGUCAUGGCACCCACAAGUUAUUUGAGCUGUAUACAAAAAGAAACUUCCGCUGUGAUUGUGGAAACAGCAAAUUCAAAAAUUUGCAAUGCAAACUAUUUCCAGAGAAGGCAAUGGUGAAUCCAGCAAAUAAAUAUAACGAUAACUUCUUUGGAUUAUAUUGUGUUUGUAAAAGACCUUACCCAGAUCCUGAUGAUGAGAUUCCAGAUGAAAUGAUCCAGUGCAUAGUUUGUGAAGACUGGUUUCAUGGAAGGCAUCUUGGUGCAAUCCCUCCAGAUAGUGGGGACUUUCACGAGAUGGUGUGUCAGGCUUGCAUGGAUCGUUGCCCUUUCCUGUGGGCAUAUGCCUCACAGAUAGCAGUUCACACUGUGACCAAAGUUACUCCUGCAGCUGAAGAUCAAGUUGUGUUGAAUGUUGAAGAAACUGAAGAAAUAAAAAAAGAAAAUGGUAUAGAUAAUCAAAUAAAGACCGAAGAAGAAAAAGCAGCACACAAUAAUGAGCCAUCCACCAGCUCUGCCUCCGAGUGUUCUGAGCAGACAGUUAAGAAAGAAGAAUCCACCUGCAGAUUCCAAGAACUUAAAGCCAAGCAGUACGUACAGAAGAACAGGGCCACCUUUUGGCCACACAACUGGCGAAGCAAAUUGUGCACCUGCAAAGAAUGUAUGAAAAUGUAUUGUGACCUGGAAGUCCCAUUUCUAACAGAGGAAUGUGAUACAGUCUUAGCCUAUGAGAAUAAAGGGACAAGUGACCAGGAAGCAGACAGAAGAGAUCCUCUAAUGGACACACUUAGCAGCAUGAAUAGAGUCCAGCAGGUGGAGCUAAUCAGUGAAUACAAUGACUUGAAAACAGAACUGACAGACUAUUUGAGAAGAUUUGCGAAUGACGGAACAGUUGUUAAGAGAGAAGACAUUCAGCAGUUUUUUGAAGAAUUUCAGUCUCGGAAGAGGAGGAGAACAGACCGGAUGCAGUACUACUGUAGCUAGACUGGCCAGGAAAUCGAAGGACAAGUUUUUUGCUACCCCUUUUCAUUCUUCCCUCCCUUCUGAUUUAAUUCAACUACCUGUUCAUCUUGCCUUUUGUCCUAUAAGGCAAUGCUUGCUGCUUUACAGCUUAAACAUGUGCUCUAAUUUCAUGGCAGCUGUGCUGAAAAUUAACAAGAUCAUGGUUUCAUAAAAAUGCCAAUUAAUUUGCGUUGACGGAAUUGGGGAUGGGUUUAGUGUCCAAAGGUAUAUACUUAGAAAAAGAUUAACAAGCCUUCUAAACAGCUGUAGGUGAUGAAUGAUUCUUCAGUUGGUUAAAAGAAAAACCUAGAUCACUGACUGAAGUUUACAGAACAAUGUUUUUAAUCAGGGUACCCCUUUUUCAUGCAGAUCUGUUUUUAAAAUAAGAAUUCAUACCUGUUCAAUUUAAGUAUACUCUCUUACUAAUUUCUAGUACAAAUCAUGUUCUGUAGACAUUUUGCUUGUUUAAGAGAGUGAAUACAGGAUCAGAAUGGAUUAAUGAACCUCUCAUUGAAUGAAGUACAAAUUCUAGCUAAACUUUGAAAUGAACAGACUGACACAUGAAAAUUCUAGAUAAUAUUUCCUUGAUAACUCCUGUAUAGCAGCUUUUUACAAUGAAAUUACUGUAAAUGUUAAUUUCCUGCCCCCACAGAAUGUAAAUACAUUGGUUGCUGCAGGAUGCUACUAGGUUAUCAUUGUACUUUUUAGACUGCAAGGAAUCUCUGGUUUGGAAGCUUAUAUAAUGUAAUUGUUCUAGUUUGUAUAUGUUUCAGAGGGGUAGCCUACAAAGGUAUUUACCCACCUGUAAAAUAAUGAACUUGUGAUCUUUUUGUAAUUUUAGAUAAUAAAACCAAGGCAAGAAUAUUGUAAAUAAUGUUAAAACCAAUGUUCAGAAGCAGUUUUCUUAUUAGUGCUCAACUUAAUGAUCUAAUUAUUCAAGCAAAUCUUAAAUGUGUGUAUUCAGAACCCUUAAAGCGAUGUCUUCUUCUGCCACCAUUUGGUUUUUUUAAUCUCAAUAAAGCAGUUGGUUGUCAUUA
This is a messenger RNA of Podarcis raffonei (Aeolian wall lizard), 2505 nucleotides long. It is a transcript of the gene UBR7, whose product is annotated as ubiquitin protein ligase E3 component n-recognin 7. Gene Ontology annotation, cellular component: cytoplasm. Gene Ontology annotation, molecular function: ubiquitin protein ligase activity; zinc ion binding. The transcript has 11 exons. The coding region runs from base 194 to 1450 and encodes 418 amino acids. The record is from RefSeq and is a predicted model, not a curated record. NCBI's taxonomy places the organism in Eukaryota, Metazoa, Chordata, Lepidosauria, Squamata, Lacertidae.